Molecule: messenger RNA, 1465 nt
Organism: Closterium sp. NIES-67
Lineage: Eukaryota; Viridiplantae; Streptophyta; Zygnematophyceae; Desmidiales; Closteriaceae
Source: the annotation of a GenBank genome assembly
GGCUGCGUCUCAUCCACCUUGGCUGCUUUCUUCAUUAUCCUCAUCGUCAUCAGCAAGUAGUAGGCACAGUCUCUGGUUCCAUUAUGCCAGAGGGAGUGAUGUGGUUGUGGCUGGUGUGCGUUCUCGUAGCAAUCGUAAGAGUGAAUUCUUCUAUCCCAGCCAUAUUCACAUUUGGAGAUUCGACGGCUGAUGUAGGUGAAAACAACUACCUUCCCUUUUCUUCGUUCAAGGCGAAUUUCAUGCCGUAUGGAAUCAACUACAUUCCCAUGUCUGGUCGCUUCUCGGAUGGAAGACUGGUCGGUGAUUUCCUAGGUAAGCUUGCCACCAUGCCUGGCGACUUGUUGAUCCGUCUAAAAUCAGAAGCUCAUUUUGUGCUCCGCAGCUCAGUACAUUGGCCUUGAUCCAGCACCUCCGCUGCACCAACCCAAGGCUAACUUCAGCAGUGGAGUGAACUUUGCAUCGGGGGGUUCCACUAUAGAAAAAAUCACGAAUCCGUACCAGUCUAUCGGGCUUAGUCGUCAAACAUUGGAGUUCAUGUUAUUCAACAACAUUUCCAUGUUGAACCGCCAAGUGGGUGACUAUAUCGCUCAUUUAGUUGCAGACUGCGCUUCGGUUCCACGCGACUUAACAUGCGCUUUGCGUACAGCAGGAUGAUGUAUUGCGUAGGUCCCUGUUCUUUUUUUCCGCGGGAUCCAAUGACAUCAUUUCGUAUGCGACAACCACUAACGGUUCCAGUCCGGAAGCAUUCAUAAAAUCUCUCGUGCAGAAAGAAGUUCGGCUCAUAAAGAAAAUGCACGGUUUGGGAGCACGCAGGUUCCUUAUAACUGGUGCGGGUCCCAUUGGUUGCACCCCAAGUGUCAUGGCCUAUGGUCAGGCUCCGAACAAUAGUACCUGUGUGGAGUCUGUUAACAUUCUUGCAGCAGCUUUCAACAUGGCAUUGAAUCAGACACUCCUAGAUAUUCAUCAAAACCAGCGUCUGCCAAAUGCUACGCUAUUGUUUGCAAAUCCCUACGACCUUGUGUUGGGAGCAUCAACUAAUCCAGGAAGCUAUGGUGAGGAGGUUGUGGGUCACAUACAUUUCAUGUUUUCUUGCCAUGCUCGUACUUCUUUCACAAAGUUUGUGUUAAUAUUGCAGGAUUCAAAGUUGGAAUCGGGGCUUGCUGUGGCCAAGGGAAGUUGAAUGCUGAAGUUUGGUGUGGUCAAGGAAAUUCUACAGCAUGUCCAACACCUCAAGACUACGUGUAUUGGGAUGGUUUGCAUCCAACACAAGCCAUGUACCAGAUAGUGGCAAUGAGCUUCUGGGAAGGGCCCACUAACUUCAUUUCGCCCAUGAAUUUGAAAGCCCUUAACGUUCAAAUCCCUUGAGUGUGGGUGUAAGUAAAAGACGAGUGCUUUUAGAAUGAUGGGCGAGAGGUUGUGUUUUUACUUCUAAUCCGACAUCUGUAAAUAUAACUUCUAGUAUAGA